This is a messenger RNA of Epinephelus lanceolatus (giant grouper), 5188 nucleotides long. It is a transcript of the gene ehd3, whose product is annotated as EH-domain containing 3. The record is from RefSeq and is a predicted model, not a curated record. NCBI's taxonomy places the organism in Eukaryota, Metazoa, Chordata, Actinopteri, Perciformes, Serranidae. Gene Ontology annotation, molecular function: calcium ion binding; GTP binding; protein binding. Gene Ontology annotation, biological process: endosomal transport; endocytosis. Gene Ontology annotation, cellular component: cytoplasm; plasma membrane.
GGUCGGGCUGCCAGGCGUUGGGCACUUCCGCCGGGGUCGGGUUUCCUUCAACUCGGCAUUUAAAUUGAGCUGCUGGACAUCAGCUGCUGCUACACUCAGCGCCGCGCUGUGACAGAAAAUAACCGCUAGCUAAACAGGCUACUCUUAUUUUUUAAAACCGAAACGACAGAAAUAAUUUCAGCUCCGGAGGAGAUCCGGGUAGUUUGGUGGGCAGAGGAGCGGGAGCGGGUGAACAAUAACGGGGGUCGAGCUGUGACAGCGGCUCGGUGCAUCAUUUUUGGGAUUCCUCCGCUAGCUGCUGGACGAAACUGAAUAGCGGUAACGUGACGUUGUGCAUGAGCGGAAUGAUUUAGGCUUUUUCUGGGUAGUGUUUGUUUACCGAAAUAGACUGGUAAACAACAACAAACUCAUUGAAAGCUGUGUUUUUGUGGCCCUGGAGCAGAAGUGGCCUGGACUGGGGAGGACCGAUGGACUCGAUGAUGAGAGUGUAUUUGAAGGGUCAGGUUUAAUUUCUGAUAUAAUACAUACAACAAUUUGGAUUUUAAUAUUGUUGUAGAUAUCAAUGGACACAAAAUAACCUUCAACUGUGCUGAAUAUAAGAAACUAAACCUUUAUAUUAUUAACAGCAACAGUCACCACCCAUCAGUGUGGAAGGACAUACUGACUUCAUUUCAUCUACAUAUAUUAUCUUGAGACUGAUUUAAGAUAAAACAAAACUUUUAAGGAGAUUUGAUCUUUUUUUGAGAAUAUUUCCAGUAAAACAUAACCUGUAGAAAACAAUAUAGAUUAUUUUUAGAGCGUAUAUGUCACCAACUGUCAUUUUUGUUUGGAUUUAAAGGUGGAUCUGAAGUUAUUUGUUUUUAAUUAAGUUCCAGCUUAUCUGACUUUUUAAUAGUUUUAAUUUGGAGCUCUUCCCAUUGUAUAUGUAAGGAAAUCUCAAGGACAUACCAAAUUCACAGACCUUUCAGGAUAGCUCAAUAACCUGUCAGUAAAGUGACAAAAACAGCAUCUCCGACCAGUUACACCCAUCAGAGGCUUCACUAGUCCUAACAAGCAACCAACAGCCAUGUUCAGCUGGCUUGGAACCGACGACCGGAGGAAGAAGGAGCCAGAGGUCUUUCAGACCGUCAGUGACGGACUGAAGAAGCUCUACAAAACCAAACUCCUGCCGCUGGAGGAGAGCUACAAGUUCCAUGAGUUCCACUCCCCGGCUCUGGAGGAUGCGGACUUUGACAACAAGCCCAUGGUCCUACUGGUGGGACAGUACUCCACCGGCAAGACAAGCUUCAUACGCUACCUGCUGGAGCAGGAUUUUCCCGGAAUGCGGAUCGGCCCUGAACCCACCACGGAUUCCUUCAUCGCGGUGAUGCAUGGCGACACAGAGGGAGUCAUCCCCGGUAACGCUUUGGUGGUUGACCCCAAGAAGCCCUUCAGAAAGCUGAACGCGUUCGGAAACGCCUUCCUCAACAGGUUUGUGUGUGCCCAGCUCCCAAACCCAGUGCUGGAAAGCAUCAGUGUGAUUGACACACCAGGAAUUCUGUCAGGAGAGAAACAGAGAAUCAGUCGAGGCUAUGACUUUGCAGCUGUCUUGGAGUGGUUUGCAGAGCGAGUGGACAGGAUCAUUUUACUGUUUGAUGCCCACAAAUUGGACAUCUCUGAUGAGUUCUCAGAGGUCAUAAAAGCCCUGAAGAACCAUGAGGACAAGAUCAGGGUUGUGCUGAAUAAGGCCGACCAGAUAGAGACGCAGCAGUUGAUGAGAGUGUACGGUGCCCUGAUGUGGUCACUGGGAAAAAUAGUCAACACACCAGAGGUGAUCCGCGUCUACAUCGGGUCAUUCUGGUCCCACCCUCUGUUGAUCCCAGACAACAGGAAGCUGUUCGAAGCAGAGGAGCAGGACUUAUUCAAGGACAUUCAGUCUUUGCCGAGAAACGCAGCGCUCAGAAAACUCAAUGAUCUGAUCAAGAGGGCAAGACUAGCCAAGGUCCAUGCCUACAUCAUCAGUGCACUGAAGAAAGAGAUGCCCUCUGUGUUCGGGAAGGAGAACAAGAAGAAAGAACUGAUUGCCAGUCUGGGAGAUAUUUACAAACGCAUCGAACGAGAGCAUCAGAUUUCACCUGGAGAUUUUCCUAAUCUGAAGAAGAUGCAGGACCAACUCCAAGCUCAGGAUCUCAACAAAUUCCAGCCUCUGAAACCCAAACUCCUGGAGGCAGUGGAUGACAUGCUGGCCCACGACAUUGCUAGCUUAAUGGUCCUGGUCCGCCAAGAAGAAACCCAGCGUCCCAACCCAGUUGUGAAGGGUGGUGCCUUUGAUGGCACUCUGGAUGGCCCGUUUGGCCAUGGUUAUGGCGAAGGGGCGGGUGAAGGCAUUGAUGAAGCAGAGUGGGUUGUUGCACGUGAUAAACCUGCUUAUGAUGAGAUUUUCUACACAUUGUCUCCUGUCAAUGGGAAGGUGACGGGAGCCAAUGCCAAGAAAGAGAUGGUGAAGUCAAAACUGCCCAAUACGGUGCUAGGAAAGAUCUGGAAGCUGGCAGACAUCGAUAAGGACGGGAUGCUUGAUGACGAGGAGUUUGCGUUGGCCAACCACCUGAUAAAAGUGAAACUAGAGGGACAUGAACUGCCAUCAGAGCUGCCCGCACACCUGGUGCCUCCUUCCAAGAGGAAAAUACCAGAGUAAACGUAACCCCCUGCCCCAAAGCCUGUAAGUAGACAUAUGCCCUCCACCCAGAGAAAAGUAUCCCAAUUAAAAUAGGAAUAUUCCUAUAGCAUUAUAGCAAAAAAAUACAAAUGAAGAGAAUUUGAACAAAUUAGACCCAUUUCCAAAUCUCAGUCCCGCUCUGCUGAUGUCACCCCCCAUCUGCAGUCUUUCCUUAGCUUCAAGAGGCAAAUAUUAGAACAAAAUAUUUAGUUACAUUCAAAUAAAAAUGAAUGAACGCAGCUCGACUGUUGGCAUGUGGAUUCAAAUGCUACAUUUCAGCAGUGCUGAAGUGGCAUGUACCAGGGAACUGGAUCUCUAUGAGUCCUCCCAUUAAAGUGAAGUCUUUAGUACAGUGUUCAAAGGGAUAUUUUAAAGUGAAGUUGUAUGAGGUACUCAUCCAUAGUCAGUGUAUUACAUACAGUAGAUGUUGAUUGACACACACCCAGUUUUGGAGAAGCAGGCUGGAGUCCGUCACAGGCACUAAGCUAUGUGCUGCUUUGGAUGAGGGCAGCAGCAAAAUGUAUUUUAGCCACUUAAAAAAGUCCCAACUAAAAAAAUCUAACAUUUUAAGUGUACACUACACUGAGAGUGUUUCCACGGCUCUACCUUUCCAUCAGGGAGCCCGUCCUCACAGAGAUGCCAUUAACAGCUUCAAAUUCCCAUCUAUCCUCUCAUCAAAGCCACCAGACUCUACUGAACAAACAGUAAUUUGGGCUUGCUGAAAACUGAGCUGCUAGUCUGCUGCUGCCUUGAUCAGUUAGUAAAAUUAAAUUCCUGUCUGAAGGCGAGGUAAAGCGAUGAAAAUAUUCUAACUAUAGCAUACUCUCAAAAUGAUAAAUAUUUUUAGGUGGCUAAGAUACUUUCUGCUAAUGCCCACGUCCACAGUAGUACAUUGCUUAGGGGGUGAUCACACAGAAAUGAGACACUAGAGACGAGGACGCUUCAAAGACGCUUGAAACGCUGGAAGCGCUUAUUCAAUGCAUGCUAGCUACUGGCGUCUGACGCUCAAAAAGUUGAAAAUAUUUUAACUUUUCAGCGUCUACGUGCGUCUAAAAAGAAGCGUCUACAAAAACGCGCGUCUAAAAAGACGCCAGAAAAACGGCCAUCUAAAAAGACGCUUAAAUGCCAGUCAGACGCACCGUAUCAUAGAAAAACAAUGGUUUUACUGGCGUCUCGUUUCUAGCGUUUCAUCUCAGUGUGGUUGCUCCCUUAGUUUCCAUGUUGGAUUCCAGCCUGCUUUUCCAACUUGGGAGCGUGCUGACUGACAACUACUGUGUGUAAUACACUGACCAGAUAAGUACUCCAUACAACCCCACUUCAAAAGAUCUUAACUAUCACUUUAAGGCUGAUAUAUUGGGAGCUGGUAGGUAGGAUAGGUGUUAAAGAUGUUAGGGCAGAUGAUAUGGUAAUAGGUAAAGAAAAUCAACUUAAAAAUCUACAACAAGAAACACUGGAGUACAGCAAAUGUAAGGUGAUCCAAACGACUGGAGGAAAAUGGGAGCGAUGUGACAAUGUGAAGACAAACAGAAAUAGAUUUUCUUGGAAGGAUCAUUCAAGGAGAGGGAAGAUUGGGAUAUGAAACUGCAAAAUAUAAUUGUAUUAUCAUCUGUAGUCAAUACAGAAAACUCAUAUUUGACUGCGUUAUUCCACACAGUGGCCAAAACCAUUUCAUAGUUGUUGCUCCUCGAGCUCCUGUGUUAUUUUUGGUCUCCUGGCACGGCUGAGUAUUCUGGCUUUUGUUUCAUGGCGACAUAUUAAACAGCUACAAGGAUUUCCUGAUGAGUGGCUUGAGAAUACACACAAAAUGUGUAGAAGCGCACACACACAGAAAAUGAAAACAAUUCUGGUAAUGUGAUUUGUAACCAGAGGAGUGCAUUAUAAAAAGAAAAUGACCCACAUCAACUUUUUAUAAUUUUAAAUGUGUUAUGCAGAUGUUGAUAUUUGUGUCAAUGACAUCGCCAUCAUUUGCUGUAGCACCUGGAUUGGCCUAUGGCAAAGAAGCAGGAAAAAAGUUUCUCUGAUGGGAAACAAGCGUGGGAAAAACUAAGGAUCACAAGUGGCUUGUCCCUUUUUAUGAUUUUUACAUAAUUCUAAAUUUCAUUAAAGGAAUACUUCAUCCCCCCAAAUUACCAUUUGUAUAUCAGUCACUUACCCUGCAUUAUGUUGAAUUUGUGAAGACAACUUUGUUUUUCCUUGCAUGCCUCCAGUGAACAAAGAAUCCAAUCAAAGUCUAAGGUGACCACAUUCCACAACAGCAAAACUAUAUCAAAACAUCCCUCUACAAACUCACACAACUCAUGCAGUAUAAUACAAGCCUCAUUUAUGAAGUUGUAUGCUCAGUACUUCACAAACAGACAGCCCUAUCGGAUGGGGAAGUGAACUGAAAGUCAAAUUCAAUGUUCUCUUCAAAGCCACACUCCAUCAACAAAAACAGUAAUUUUACCUCACUGAACACUGGAGCUGCUGGUCUAUAGCUGCCUCCAUCAGUUGGUU